Messenger RNA from Lycium barbarum (goji berry), 573 nucleotides. RefSeq lists its product as uncharacterized. The transcript has a single exon. Bases 1 to 573 code for a protein of 190 amino acids. Lineage: Eukaryota; Viridiplantae; Streptophyta; Magnoliopsida; Solanales; Solanaceae. The record is from RefSeq and is a predicted model, not a curated record.
AUGAGUUCUAUGAAGUUUGAAAUUGAUAGAUUCAGUGGACGCAACAACUUCAAUAUCUGGAAGAUCCAAAUGAUGGCGUUACUGCGGAGGGAAGGUUCAAUCCAUGCUAUUGACGGAAAGUAUUCCAAUGGUACAUCGGCUUCCAACAAGGAAAAGAUUAAAGGGGAUGCACAACUGUCUCUUGCACCUAAUGCGCUUUGUGAAGUGAGUACAAGUAACAAAGAGACGGCCAAGCAGUUAUGGGACAAGCUACAAGGGCAUUACCAGGACAGAUCGGUGAUAACAAGAAUGUUGUUACAACAGCGUCUUCACACAUUUAAGAUGGGGUCAGGUACUUCUUUACAAGAUCAUUUAAAUGCGUUCAAUAAACUUAUCAUGGACUUACAGAUUGCCGACAUUAAAAAGGACGAGGAGACGCUUGCGUGUGCUUUACUAUUUUCAUUAACUUCAGGAUAUCGUGAUAUCGAGAAUUCAAUGAUGUAUAGGAAGGAGCCUAUCAACUUUGAGCAAGUGCGGCAAGCACUUAAAUCUAGUGAUGUGUGGAGGCAUUUCGAAGGAGACAGAGAUGAUUAG